UAAGUGUGUAGUUUUUACACCUUUGCAGGGAACCAUAAACCGACUAAAAAACCCAAUUCUUUUUUUAAGCGCGUUGGUCUAGUUUGGUUCUCAUUGGCUUCCGUAGUUAGUAAACGCGGAAGUAGUAAUCCAGGGCUUUAACUGGUGUUUUUAAUCCAAAAUGCACCUGCAGAUAUGAACUGUACGGUAUUGUUCAGAGUGACGGAAGUGUUUAGGUGUGACACGCAGUCAGACAGGUAUUUCCGGUGAUGUGUGGCCGCUCCGGCUCCUCUCUUCCUGUCCUCCUCUCACUGACUGGUCCAUUCAGGGAAGUUUAUCGCUCCGCAGACCGCCGACAUGAGGGUCCGCUCGUCGGUGUUCGCCUGCUUCAUCCUGGUGUGUGAAGUGGUCGGCGUUGCCCUCUUCCUGAGGGGAUUUUUCCCGGUUCCGGUGAAGUCUUCCUUCUCCUCCAAGAGCAGGCUGUCAGAUUUACCAGCGGAGCCGCUGGCAGGAAGCCCUCCCAACUCCAGCCGCCUCCCCCAGCCCCUGUUCAGAAGGGUGGUCCUCAUGCUGGUGGACGCCCUCCGGGAGGAUUUUGUGUUUGGCCCCUCUGGGGGCUCUGAUAUGCCCUACACCAGGUCCCUGGUGGAGAAGGGCUCCUCCCUCAGCUUUGUAGCAAAGGCCAGACCUCCUACAGUCACCAUGCCCAGGAUCAAGGCUCUCACCACUGGCAGCAUCCCAGGCUUCAUCGACGUGGUAAUGAACCUGAAUUCUCCUGCACUCCUGGAGGACAACCUCAUCUGGCAGGCCAAAACAGCAGGGAAGAGGAUAGUCUUCUAUGGAGACGACACAUGGGUCCGCCUCUUCCCGAAGCACUUCAUGGAGCACGACGGCACCACCUCCUUCUUUGUGUCCGACUACACUGAGGUUGACAACAACGUAACCCGUCACCUGGACAGCACCCUGAAGAGAGACGACUGGGACAUUCUGAUCCUCCACUACCUGGGCCUGGACCACAUCGGCCACAUCAGCGGACCCCACAGUUCACUGGUCCAACCCAAACUGCUGGAGAUGGAUGACAUCAUGAAGAAAAUCCACAGCUCUCUUGUUUCUAAGGAGGCAGAGGGGUCUCUGCCCUACCUGCUGGUGCUGUGCGGAGACCACGGCAUGUCUGAGACCGGCAGCCAUGGAGGCUCCUCUGAGCCAGAAGUCAACACGGCUCUCCUGCUCGUCAGUCCAGCCUUCAAAAGGAAAGCUGGAUUGGAGAAGCCUGCAGUGGUGGAGCAGGUCGACCUGGCCCCGACCCUGGCCCUGGGACUCGGGCUGCCCAUAUCUCAGAACAGCGUCGGCCGAGUCAUCCCCGGCGUCUUGGAGGAAGCCCCGCUCCGGGACCAGCUGCGCUUCCUGCAUCUCAAUGGCCACCAGCUCAGCUGCCUGCUGCGAGACAGCAUGGCUGACCACGAGAAAGAGGCCGGCUUCGAACAGUUUCGUGUGGCAGAAAAGGCUCAUGGGAGCUGGAUGAAGCUCUACCUGGAAGGAAAUACCUCUGAGGUGCUGACCAACAUGGGCAAAAAAGUCCUGAAGCAAUACCUGGAGGCGCUGGCUGCCAUGAGUUCUGCUCUGAGCAAACAGCUGGGCAAAUACGACCUGUACUCCAUGAUUGCAGGGAUGGUCUUUGUCUUCCAGCUCCUGUUGGUCUUACUGCUGGCUAUGCCUGAAGCCCUCAGCGGUACCGCAACAGUGGACCUUCCGGUCCUUUCUUCUCUGCUCUCCCUGCCUUUCUACCUCCUGUGUCUGCUCCUCGCCUCCGUGCACGUGUUGGUGUGCACAUCAGCUGAGAGCUCCUGUUACUUCUGCAGCCUCUCCUGGGGUCUGGUGUUUGCUGCUGUCGCCUUCUCCUCAGCAAUGUUUUGCAUUUUGAUCUCGGUAGCAACACGGAGACUCCCCCUUGGACCAACGAUUCAUGGGAAGUCUCCCAUGAGGAGCUCCGGUGGGGAGUGGUCGUUAUCGGAGCUAGAUGUUUUGCUCUUGGCAGGAACCGUCGCUCACACGCUUAGCUUGGCAGCGAGCAGCUUCGUGGAAGAGGAGCACCAAACCUGGUACUUCCUGCUCAACACGCUCUGUCUCGCCGUCUUCCAGGACGUGUGCAGGAAGUACUUCAGAGAGGAGAGAAGCUCUGGAGAUGAUGAUGAGCAUCUCCUUCCUUCCAAAGACAGUCACUCCUCUGCUCACCCCAAACCAGAGAUGAUCUCGGAGAAGUGGUUCGCUCUGGCCACGCCUCCCUUCACUCUGGUUUGCUGCCGGCUGCUUCGCUCACUCAACCAAACAGGGGUCCAGUGGGCCCACCUCCCAGACGUCAGUCACUGGCUGAACAGCUCUGAGCAUAAGAUGGUCCUGUCCCUGCUGUCUGCGUUCUGUUUGCUCCUCAUCUACCUCCUGGUUCAAAGACGCUGCUCGCUGGUCUCCAAGGUCGCCCUGGCACUCGGACUCCUGGGCGUCUACAGCUACCGGGCAGCUGUCGGCAAUGUCCUGUUUCCCUGGCAACACUCCGGUCGAACUGCGUCCAAGGGAACAGUGGAGGCACGCUUUGUUUACGUCUUCGUUCUGGGCAUCCUCUUCUCGGGGACCAAGGACCUGCUGAGAUCCCAGAUCAUCACUGCAGAUGCAAAGCUGAAGAGCAGGGGAUUAUGGGAGAUUUACAGCGGCCUGGUUUUGCUGGUUUCCCUCUUGUUCCGGGCCCAUAACCUGCCAGUGCUGUGCUGCUGCCUUUUGAUCCAGACACUCAUGGCUCGGUUUAUAUGGAGGAAACUCCACUAUGACGCAGCCCAGACCACCAUCAUGCAUUACUGGUUUGGCCAGGCCUUCUUUUACUUUCAGGGCAACUCCAACAACAUAGGCACCGUCGACAUCUCUGUGGGCUUCGUUGGUUUGGAAAGCUACAUCGAAGCGCCUGCCAUCUUUUUAACAGCUCUCAGCACUUACGCAGGUCCCCUCCUCUGGGCCUGUCACCUCGUCUGCUACCUGAGCUCAGAGAGAGAAAGGAGCCCGGUCGCCGUCAGCCACGGCUGCUACUGUUUGGCCCUGCUGAGGUCAGUGCCGGCUGCAGCCUACAUCGUCCUGGUUACCGUCCUGCGUUACCAUCUCUUCAUCUGGAGCGUCUUCUCCCCCAAAUUGCUCUAUGAGUCCAUGCACCUGCUGCUGACCGCGGGCGUCUGCCUCUUCUUCAUCACCAUGGAGCAAAGCCACAGCUCCAGUAAGUCUUAGGGAGGUGAAACAGAAAGAUCAGAUCCUCGGACUGCUGGGACUCCGUCCUGAGAGGAGCUUUAAGUUUAAAAAUAAAAUGCUACUGAUGGAAAUGUGUUAAAUGAAAACGGUUUGGGAUAAAUAAAGGUGGGAUGUAACUUGUUGAAGACAAACUGUUUUUCUCUGAGAUCUGCAGACUAAAAGCAGCUCUGCGAGUUUUUGGAAAACUUUGAUGUUUUUAUACAAUAUCCUCUGAAGCAUUCAAGCAUCCUGGCAGAACCGAAUGUGUCUGAAGCUGCAGACCAUCGACUCCUGGCUUUGGAUGCUUCCAGACACGACGCUAAGAUCAGAGGUGAGAAUAAGGAGAUCAAUCAACACAGUUUUCCUGUUAAAGGAUUCAGGUUUGGAGUCCUGCUGCUUUUUCCUCACACCCGACAUGGAUACUGGAAUCAAACCGUAUUAUUAAUAAUAGCUGCAUAUCCUCGUGUGACGGAUCAAAGGGUCCGCGGUGGAUUUCUCAGGAGUUUUUGUCUUGGCCUAAAGGAGCUAAGGCGAGCAAGCGGGAUGUGAGACUCUGCAGCCUGCCGUUCGCCCACAGAGAGCUCUAAAAAGCCUUCUAAUCAGGCGGCAUUAAUGAAAAUACCUGUGUGGGUGGGAGGAAUAGAGGAGUGCAGAGUGGGAGUUUAAAAGACACUGCAGCCUUUUCUCUUCAUCACAAACAAUUGAUUAAACUCCAGUUUUCUGUUGUUGUUUUUUUUUUUUUUUUCAUUGCAUAAGUUGACCUUUCUGGUGAUAUUUGUUUAUGAAGUUUAACAGUCUCUGGGAAAACAAUUUAUUCCUCCUAAACUUUUUGUUUGGUCGAGUCACAGAAACUUUAAUGUCAUUUGUUGGGAUUUUGCGCAGCAGCAUAAAGCCUCAUUAGUACUCAAUGCACUGGAAUAAGAGCAAGGGGAGCGCACCCUACCUCCUUCCCAGCAUGCACCACUCCACCCACAAUGAACCAGAUGCAGAUAGAUAGAAUAUAAUUACUUUAGGAACUGAAGCAAGAGAGUAAUGGAAAGGAAAAACGAUUAAAUUCAGUUUAUUUAUGUAGCGCCAAUUCACAACACGUCAUCUUAAGGCACUUCAAACAGAUCAUACAGUCAGAUAGGUUCAAAGUUUUCUAUCUAAGGAAAAUC
Messenger RNA from Cyprinodon variegatus (sheepshead minnow), 4400 nucleotides. RefSeq names its product phosphatidylinositol glycan anchor biosynthesis class G (gene pigg). Gene Ontology annotation, cellular component: endoplasmic reticulum membrane. The record is from RefSeq and is a predicted model, not a curated record. Gene Ontology annotation, biological process: GPI anchor biosynthetic process. Lineage: Eukaryota; Metazoa; Chordata; Actinopteri; Cyprinodontiformes; Cyprinodontidae. The transcript has 13 exons. Bases 337 to 3243 code for a protein of 968 amino acids.